GCGCGGCAACAGCUCCUCCAUCUCAACGCCAUCCAAUUCACCUCUCGCUCCGACCUCCGUCCUUGCACCAAGGCAGAGCUACGCCCUUGCUCUACUUACCCCCAGCCAUCUUCCGUGUCCUAAAUCUCCGCCAUGUCCGGCUACGACAGAGCGCUGUCCGUCUUCAGUCCUGAUGGACACGUCUUCCAGGUCGAGUAUGCGCUGGAGGCCGUCAAGAGAGGUACCUGCGCCGUUGCCGUCAAGGGCAAGGACAUCGUCGUCCUCGGAUGCGAGAAGCGCUCCGCCAUGAAGCUCCAGGAUACCCGUAUCACGCCUUCCAAGAUCUGCCUUGUAGACACGCACGUUGCGCUCGCCUUUGCUGGUCUUAACGCGGAUGCCCGCAUCUUGGUCGACAAGGCUCGGUUAGAGGCCCAGUCGCACCGUCUCACCGUCGAGGACCCCGUUUCGAUAGAGUACAUCACCAAGUACGUUGCCGGUGUUCAGCAGAGAUAUACCCAGAGCGGUGGUGUCAGGCCGUUCGGCAUUAGCACGCUCAUCGUCGGCUUUGACCCCAACGACAAGACGCCGCGCCUGUACCAGACGGAGCCUUCUGGCAUCUACUCGGCAUGGAAGGCAAACGCCAUCGGCAGGUCGAGCAAGACGGUCCGCGAGUUCCUCGAGCGCAACCAUAAGGCGGACAUGGACCGGGAGGACACUAUCAAGCUCACGGUCAAGUCGCUGCUGGAAGUCGUGCAGACUGGUGCGAAGAACAUCGAGAUCGCUAUCAUGGCGCCCGGCAAGCCCCUGGAGUUGCUCCCCGUUGAGGACAUCGAGAGGUACGUCGAGAGCAUCAACACGGAGAAGCAGGAGGAGGCCCAGACGAGACGGACCGGUAGGACCCCAGGCACCGGCACUGCCGCUAUCCUCACGCGCCCAUCCGGCGAGGGACAGAGCCAGCCUUAGAAUAGGCAUGGUCCAGGGGGUGGUUGCGGGCAAUGGCGUUUAUGAUAGAGAAGUUCUCGAGCACGUCUUAUCAAGGUACUGCAGAAGGCAUGGACGGUAGUGUCAAAACAUUUACCUUU
This is a messenger RNA of Aplosporella prunicola CBS 121167, 1061 nucleotides long. RefSeq lists its product as uncharacterized. The record is from RefSeq and is a predicted model, not a curated record. Bases 133 to 942 code for a protein of 269 amino acids. Gene Ontology annotation, cellular component: proteasome core complex; proteasome core complex, alpha-subunit complex; nucleus. Gene Ontology annotation, biological process: ubiquitin-dependent protein catabolic process. NCBI's taxonomy places the organism in Eukaryota, Fungi, Ascomycota, Dothideomycetes, Botryosphaeriales, Aplosporellaceae. The transcript is spliced from 4 exons.